GCGCCCCGGCCCGCGGCCCCGGCCCACUCCCGCCCUCCGGCCCCGGGACGCACGCAUGGUCUCGCCGUCCGCUUUGCAGACGCGCACGGUCAUGGCCUGCCCGUACUCCAGCGCCACCUGCGAGCCGAUCUCCUCCGCCGUCACCUGCGGGCGGCACGGCCGCGGCCGGCGAGUGACCUGGGCCUGAGCCCAGCCACCGCUACCCCGGCUUCCGUCAGGCCCCCUGCGGCCCCGGCCCUACCUGCGGCGGGAGGUCACAGAGCAGCGGAUCCUGCACCAGCCGCGCAAGCGCCUCCUGGAAGAGCUCCAGCACCUCAGCGUGCGCCAGCUCCUCCUCGGGCUCGGGCUCCGCCGCCAUCGUCGCGCCGGAAGGGGCGGUCGGCGCCGCGGAACCGGCGAUGCUGCUCUUCUGCCCGGCCUGCGGUAACGUGCUGGUGGCCGAGGAGGGGCCGCGCUGCCACCGCUUCGCCUGCACCACCUGCCCCUACGUGCGCAACGUCACGAGGAAGGUGACGAGCAGGAAGUACCCGCGGCUCAAGGAGGUGGACGAUGUGCUGGGCGGCGCCGCGGCCUGGGAGAACGUGGACUCCACCGCAGAGCCGUGCCCCAAGUGCGAGCACCCCCGCGCCUACUUCAUGCAGAUCCAGACGCGCUCGGCCGACGAGCCCAUGACCACCUUCUACAAGUGCUGCAAUACGCAGUGCGGGCACCGGUGGCGGGACUGAGGGCCCCGGCCCGCUCCUGCCUCAGCGCGGAGGGCAGAGGCGCGGCCCAGGCCCGCUGGGAUUUGGGGAGGAAAAGGGAAUCUGCUGCAAUAAACGUGUCCCUGGGUGUAA
Melopsittacus undulatus (budgerigar) is the source of this 836-nucleotide messenger RNA. RefSeq names its product RNA polymerase III subunit K (gene POLR3K). The record is from RefSeq and is a predicted model, not a curated record. Gene Ontology annotation, biological process: termination of RNA polymerase III transcription; DNA-templated transcription. Gene Ontology annotation, molecular function: zinc ion binding; nucleic acid binding. The transcript has 3 exons. Bases 399 to 725 code for a protein of 108 amino acids. Gene Ontology annotation, cellular component: RNA polymerase III complex. NCBI's taxonomy places the organism in Eukaryota, Metazoa, Chordata, Aves, Psittaciformes, Psittaculidae.